Cooperia oncophora is the source of this 801-nucleotide messenger RNA. NCBI's taxonomy places the organism in Eukaryota, Metazoa, Nematoda, Chromadorea, Rhabditida, Trichostrongylidae. The record is from the annotation of a GenBank genome assembly.
AUGCUGGUGGAAUUUCAACCCGACGGCAAAUUCUACCACUAUACCCUCUCCAACGAGCAGGGAAAUCAAACGAUAAACCUCGAUGGAUUUCGUGCCUUUCUAUUUGAGUAUUUUGACGUCGAGCUACCAGAGGAUCUCAUCGAACAGCUGUUCCUAUCGUUUUCGCAACCACGUGUGAAAGAGCGCAGGACAAGUGUUUUGGAAGAGGCUUUGUCAACGGUUCGAGCGAAAUUCGCCGACAAUCUGUCGAAGCUCGAAAAAUUCAAGUCUUCGUUGGAUCUGAUCGCACUUGACAGGAUACCGGAAGAAGCAGCCACGGAAGUUCAUGCGCACAACAACGUUUUGACUGAGGCUCGGAUCGCUCUCAAACCUUUGUUUUGCACGCUGUCACUCCUAGAACCAGACACACCGCAGAACAAGUUGGAUGUUGUAUUUCAAGUGUACGAUUCGGAUGCUAACGGGUACCUAGACAAACUGGAAGUUGAUGGAAUCAUCGAGCAGAUGAUGAAUGUGGCCCGGCAUCAACAGUGGGACACCAUAGAGCUCGAGCCGAUUCUCCGACAAAUGAUGGCCGACAUAGACGCCAACAACGACGGUAUUGUGUCGUUGGAGGAAUGGCGUCGAGGAGGGCUCACGAACAUUCCACUGCUCGUUCUUCUGGGCUUUGAUACGGAAAUGAAUGAAGAUGGCACUCACUCGUGGAGACUACGCCACUUCAAUAAGCCGACGCACUGCAAUGCAUGUUGUAGUCUGCUACUUGGUUGGGGAGGGAAACAAGGACUGAGUUGCUCUCGUAAGUGA